CUGUCUCAGAAUUUAAUUUAUUUUUUUUUACCUCCAUUCCAAAAGAGUGUUUCAAGGGAAAGAGCGCUGACAAGCAAGGCUGACUGACGACAGCAUUCUGUAUUUGUGUUAGACGUGUGGAUUGUACAUUUUGACAGGAGCUUAUUUUCCAAUGUCACUGUCUCGUCCACCUCCCCCAGUUGUAGGAAAAGUUAAUCAUUACAGUAUUGAAUUAUUCUGGAAUGACCCACUGGACAAAGCUAAAGAGGAGGCUGGAGGGAAGGAGUUGGUCAAGGUCUCUCUCCAGGAACAGGACAGACACAAUCAGUGGGGAAAUGUCUAUACGGGUUAUGCUCACUCUCACACAGUCACCGGGGCUGACCCCCAGACUACUUACAAAUACAGGAUACGUUUCAUGACCAGCAAUGAGAACACCGAAUGGAGCCCACAUCUUACAGUGUCCACAACCAAGGAACCUCUCAAUGGAGACCAUUUACACAGAGCCAUCAUCAGAGAGGACCACAUGGAGAUAGAGAGAAUACUGGACACUGGAGAUGUGCCGAUUGAUGUCCCUGAUAAGUAUGGUUUCACUGGACUGAUGCAGGCCUCGCAGAAAGGAUACACAGAGAAAAAUGCCGAUUCUGAAGAGAGUAUAAUGGAGAUUUUGAUCAGGCAUGGUGCAGACGUCAAUGCGCAAAAUGAUUCUGGCAAAACUGCGUUAAUGCUGGCGUGUUAUGCUGGUCAGUUUGAAGCAGUUAAGCUGUUGAGAGAUCAGGGCGCUAAGUAUGAUGACUUUGACCGAGGCGGAUCCACCCCUAUACACUGGGCAGUGGAUGGAGGGAACAUCAGACUCCUAGAGUGGAUAAUUAAGGACGGGGCUGAUGCUAACAUGAGGGACCACUCUCAUGGAUGGACUCCACUUAUACGAUGUGCAUCACUUAGUGGUAACCGGAGCGUGGCCUUGACCCUGCUGUUGGCUGGAGCUGAAAUGAAUGUUCAGGAUAAGGAUGGCAAGACUGCCCUGAUGGUGGCCAUUAUCAAUGGGCAUCAAGACUUAGUGGAAUUAUUGCUCCAACGGAAUGCUGAUAUUACUGUCAAAAACCUGUAUGGGAAAACUGCUUAUGAAAUGGCUCAUUCCAUGGAGAGAAGGAAAAUUGCACGAACAAUUGAAGAUUAUGUACAGAGUAAGGGCAUUAAAAUGAAAGGAGCCAUUCUGGCAUAAAGGCAGGCAACCUGAUGGACACCAGCCUAAUAUAACACUCUGCACGAUGCAUCAUUUAAAUGAACACAACACCAAGAACGAAAUCCAGUCAAGGAAUGCGAAAUAAAAUGUUUGUGUUUAUAGCAUUAGAAUAAGUAGAUGUGGAUCCACAAGCACUCGUUCAGAUAUAGGAGUUUUACUUUACAAUGUUUAUAAAGUAUAGCUAGGUAAUUAUCAUAGCAUGGAAGUUAAUGCAUGAUCUUUAGUGGAAAGUAAAUCAUUGGUUUUGUUGUUGGUUUCUGUAAGUCCGUCCUUAAUUGUCAUAUCAUAUAAUGAUAUGCUGUUUCCAUCCAGCUGCUGUCUGGAUUAUGUAAUUUUAUCUGGGUUGUGUCAUUUCCAGUUGAGACAGCUUUGGGGAGGAAGGGUGGGGGGUGUAUGUUCUGAAUCUUUUUAUAGUGUAACACGGUGAUUUUUCUUCCCAGAGUAGAGAGGACACAUAAGCAGAGUAAACUGUAAAAAUACUUUUCAUUGAAAUUGUGCACAGUGUUUAAGAUUGAAUAUUAAAGGGGCAUUUUGCUGUCAUUUUGUCAUCAAAAAUUUAAUUCAACGAAAAUUGCUUUAUAUGAUAUAUUUCAGUAAACACCAGUAUUUUAUUCUUUAAACACUUUUUAACCUCAAAGCAGGCAUAUGAAUGUGAAAUUUUGGUGAUUAAAUAAUUAUUGUCUUGCAAGAUUUAUAUAUUUCUGUACACUAAAAGUGGUUAUCUAACAUAGUUUUAUUAGGCUUCUCUCGUAUUUGUACCAAAUAUUUGUUUUUAUUAGUUAUUGAUAUACAUUCCUAUGCCAUAGAGAGAUUUUGAAAGAAAAAAUGGUUACCAUCACUUUCACAGCUAAUGCCCCAACUGUAGACUUACACACAGUGAUUGCACAGAUAUUGAAGAAAUGUCCCUCCUAUUCUGAAGAGAAUUUGAUAGCACUUGAUAUGGAGUCAGGAGUUUUGUUAAGCAAUGUUAUGCUAGAGCAUGAAUCCAGAUCUACAUCACACAGAUCCAGAUCUAAAUCCCAUAGAUCCAGUUCCAACUCUCACAGAUCCAGACUCAAAUUAUACAAGUCUAGGUUAAUAAUACAUGCUCACAGACCGGAAUUCAAAUUUACAACAAUCCAGACCUGCAUUUGACAUUACACAGGCAUAGGUUCAUAACACACAGGUCAAGAUUCAAGUUACCCUGAUCCAGACCUGCAUUUGACAGAUCCAGACCCAAAUUGACUUUUUUUUUAAUGUCAAUCAAAACAUAGACAUUCACCUAGCAUGUUACAAAAAUGCUUUAAUAAACAUUUAACAUUGUUACAUCCUUUAGAAUGUUUGUACCAAAGUGUUUUUUUUUUUCAUGAUGAUGUUACUUGUAUCCUAGGCCAUCACAACACAUAUGAUUUAUACAGAAAGUUUGAACUUUUUUUCAUUAUUUAUUACUAUUCUGACAUAAGAUAUAGAUAUGCAAGAUACAUGCUACAGAUGAUGCAAUAUACAUGUAGAUGUUAGAAUUCGUAAUUUGUUCUCUAUUAAGUAUCACUGUUAAGGUUUUAAUGAUUGCAAUUCAUUCAUCUGACAAAAAUGUUAAAAUGUGUCAUAUCAUCCUGUGCAUAUUGUCAAGUGUAAUCUUUUAUUUAUGGAAGACAAAAAUCAUUGAAUGUUUUUCUGUAAUGUUGUUUUAUUAUCCGUCCACACUGAUGUAUUCUUGAUAAAAUAUUUUACCUGACAACUUGUAAAGUACAUUUCUGUUAUGUCUGCAAUAUCUCAUAUUGGUAUUUUUAAAAUGUAUAUUUAUAGAAAAUGUGGCACAUCCUUAUGUAGUUACUGUAUGAUGAAGACAUUCCAAAGUCGUAGAUCUCUUAGUGCCAAUAGAAUCUGAGAACAUAUAUGAAUGUUACUAUAAGAAUAUUAUGUGUUAAACCAUGCAGUUUCUUGUGAAUGUUAGACUGUGUUUAAUCUUUUUAUUAAUGCAGAUGCCUUCUUUGAGAUUGUGAUGUAUACAAACAUAGGCGCUUGACAUUUAAAACAAAAAAAUCACAUAUAUUGAAAAUUACUCACCUACACUCAAUACUGCAUAGUAUUUACUCUCAAUACUGCACAGUAUUUAGUGUAGGUAAGUGAUCUUCAAUAAUAUUAUGUGAUUAUUUUUUAAGCAAUGUCAAGCACCUGUUUAUAAAAAGUGCUUUAUACAAGAGAUUGUUCCACUGCAGUGUACGAAAUUCCAGUUCUACCUGUACACACCGGACACAUUGAAUCUGGUGCGGGCAUUUUGACUUUUUUAUUUGAUUUCAUCUAAGCUGGUCAUUUUAGAAUUUACUUGUUUUUAUACACCCGUCAAAGACGGAACAUAUUAUGGUACAUGUAUUGUGUUGUCUGUCUGUACGUCUGUAUACAAAAUGAACCGUAAGCUAUAGGAUCUUACAACUUGGUAUAUUUAAUCACCAUGAUGAGAGGAAGAUGUCUAUUGUUUUUCAAGAUCAAAGAUCAAAGUUGUAGUAUCAGUUGAUCGAAAAACCUUGUAGGCAGAAUACAGACCAAACUAUUGGGACCAGGACCAUCAAACUUGGUACACUACUCCUCAUGCCAAGUGGAGGACGCCUUUUGUUCUUUAAGGUCAUAGGUCAAGGUGGUAGUAUCACUAAGUAAGAAAACCUUGUAGGCAAGAUACAGAUUGAACCAUUGGGGCUAGGACCAUCAAAUUUGGUACACAUACGCCGUAUGCCUAUUGUUUCUCAACAUCAAAGGUCAAGGACAUAGUAAUACUUGGUAGAAAAACCUUGUUUUCGUUAUGAAUACAGAUUUUGCCCAGCAAUUUAGUCUUGAGCUUCCUUUCAAAGUAAUAUAAGUUCGAUUUGCAUUUCAUCUGGAUUGGUGCACCAUGACCUACUUUAGGGCUAAAAGAAGGUCAAAUAGUUUUUGAUACUUUUUUUCAUCGUGUAUACAGAUGUUGCACUGACAUCUUGUCACAACCUCGCUCUCAGAGAAAUCAGUUCACAUGUCAGAUGGACUGGUGCACCUCGACCUACUUUAAGGCUUUUCUAUUCGGAAUGUGUAUGAUAUCAAUUCAGAGUGCACAAUGUGCUUCCAGGUUCAAUGGGUGUAUGUUGUACCAUUUGUGGUACUCAUGUUACAAUUAAGAUAGGAAUUACAACCAAAUUGAAGGUCCUAAAAAAUUCUGAUAAUUUUUGUAUUAAGUAAGCUAAACAUGAAAACAUUAAGAUUGAUUUUGGUUGGUUUACUGUGGUUCUGAAUUAACUCGGGUGGUAGAGGUGAAAUCACAUACAUGUGUAUAUUCACUCUACAAUAGUUCAUUUAAUUUCUGUAUAGAGAUAAGCUGAUCUGUUUUGAGCAAGUAGUGGGUUUAAUUAAGUUAACCUGUUUGGAAUGAGUAGUGGGUUAAGUUUACCUGUUUGGAAUGAGUAGUGGGUUAAGUUUACCUGUUUGGAAUGAGUAGUGGGUUAAGUUAACCUGUUUGGAAUGAGUAGUGGGUUAAGUUAACCUAGACCAAACGCAGUGGAACACUAAAGUGAGUUAAGCAGCACCUGUAACUUUAUAGCAUAUCUUUUACAUUUUUUAGAUAUAACAAAGUUCUUGGAAUUUUAUUUCAACUUUAACUUUUUUUUUUUUAAAUGUAUAAUUUUAUUAGGUUGUUACAAUGCUGAAGUAUAUUUUAGAUUCCUUAUUCUACGCGAGUACUUAAUAUUGCAAAAUAUCUCAUGGACGUCAAAUCGCAUGAUCAUAAAUUCGUGAAUGUUCUAUUAAUCAAGAGUUUUAACUCGUAUUUCAAAAAUAUAAAAAUAAAAGUAAACAAUUUUAUUUAGUGAGUGUUGCUUUUUGCGAAAUUACGUGAUAAUCAAGUCCUCAUUUAGGAAUCUUCAGUAACCAGAGUUAACUUUAGGUUACGUUUAUCCAGAUUAACUUCACCCAUUGUGAACUCCAGGUCCUUUUUUAAUAUAAUUUUUUUAAAAAUAUUCAAUACACGCAGGUUUGCUGGGUUUUAGCAGGUCUGUCUAAUUUUCAAAGUAAUCAGCCCUGCUGCUCCAGCUAAAGUUGUAGCGAAUUUCGUACAUUGUCCACAGAACUUGGAAUCUACAGAGCAGCUGCCAUUCCAAAUCUUGUAGUGUUCUCUUGUCAUUUAUUUUUGUUAUUAGAGAUAUUUGCAGAAAAUGAUCUUUAUUUUAUAUGUGAAAUGUUUAAUAAAUAAAUUUGACACACUA
This is a messenger RNA of Ostrea edulis (European flat oyster), 5427 nucleotides long. RefSeq names its product fibronectin type 3 and ankyrin repeat domains protein 1-like. Gene Ontology annotation, cellular component: nucleus. The coding region runs from base 152 to 1201 and encodes 349 amino acids. Gene Ontology annotation, molecular function: protein binding. The transcript has 11 exons. Lineage: Eukaryota; Metazoa; Mollusca; Bivalvia; Ostreida; Ostreidae. The record is from RefSeq and is a predicted model, not a curated record. Gene Ontology annotation, biological process: regulation of apoptotic process.